Molecule: messenger RNA, 1992 nt
Organism: Annulohypoxylon maeteangense
Lineage: Eukaryota; Fungi; Ascomycota; Sordariomycetes; Xylariales; Hypoxylaceae
Product: glutathione synthase
Exons: 1
Coding region: 54-1577 (507 amino acids)
Biological process (GO): glutathione biosynthetic process
Cellular component (GO): cytosol
Molecular function (GO): ATP binding; glutathione binding; glutathione synthase activity
Source: RefSeq, a predicted model, not a curated record
AUCUCCUACAUCUCCUACAUCUCCCCCCUCCCCCCUUCUCUGAACUCGUCACUAUGCAAGAGCAGGUCGAUGAAGAACACCUAGAAAAUAUAUUGUCGGAACUGGAAGACUACCAAAUCACCCACGCAUCGCUUUUGAAGAUCCCACGCGCCUCAGAUGACUGCGAAUCAACGGUGGCCAUUGCUCGUCCGAUCGGCGUUAGCAUCCUUCCUACGACCUUCCCCCGCCACCUCUUCAAUCACGCCUUAAACAUUCAAACUCUCUUCAAUCAGCUCUAUAUGAAAAUCUCAGAGGAUGAUGCUUGGCUUCAGAAUACUAUCCAGAAGCUAGGGGAGGCGGAUACAUUUGUCGCCAAAUUGUGGUCUAUAUGGGAACGUGUAAGGAAUGAAGGAGAGGUCCAACCGUUGAGGUGCGGCAUAUUUAGGAGCGAUUAUAUGAUUCAUCACGACAGUUCGAGAACCAGCGGGAGAGAGGCCACCACGAAGGAUUAUAUAAACCAAUUCCUGAUGGACUCCGAGCUUAAACAGGUCGAAUUCAAUACCUACUCCUGUGCUGGAGGAGCCCACGCCAACACCGUAGCGAACAUGCACCGAUAUUUAGCAAGCAAAUGCAUACACAAAGUAUCCCACCUACCUAUAAACCAUGCCGUCAGAUCGAUGGUGGAAGCUCUCGAGUGCGCACAUAGGGAAUACGGUUCACCGGUAGACAAGAGCAGAGGGACCGCUAUACUCAUGACGGUACAGCCGAACAAUGUCAACAUCUGCGACGAACGACCGGUAGAGUACGCGCUUUCGGAAUGUGAGCCGCCUAUUGUGCUCUACCGAGUCGAGUUUAGCGACGAGAUAGUACGUAAAUGCAGUUUAGGGCCAAGUCGUGAACUGCUCUUUCGACCGAAUUUCGAGAACGAGGCUGUCGAAAUCUCGGUUGUGUACCAGCGAGCCGGAUAUGACCCACAUGAAUAUGAUCAACAAGGAAUCCAUGCGCGGUACAUGCUUGAACGAUCACGGGCGAUCAAAUGCCCGACAAUAUUAUCUCACCUAGCCGGGUUGAAAAAGGUCCAGCAGGAACUCACUUCUCCCGGAAUGACAGAGCGAUUCAUUGCCCCCGACAUAGCCAGUGUCCUACGUCGAACUUUCGUGCCUCAGUAUCCGUUUGAUGUUUCUCAAGAAGGUAUACAAGCCAAAGAAAUAGCAUUAGAUAAACAUAAAGCCGAGAACCACGUCCUGAAACCCUCGCUUGAGGGUGGAGGGAAUAAUAUUUACGGGAAAGAUAUAUCGGAUUUCCUCAAAACCGUACCAGAAAAAGAGUGGAGUAAAUAUGUUCUGAUGGAGAGAAUACGUCCUCCACUGACCCACGGCGUACUUAUUUCCCCUGUAGAUACUCACAAGGGACCGGUCAUCUGCGAGUUGGGAAUCUUGGGAACAUGUCUUUGGAGAGGAGAUGGGCAGGGCGGAGAGAAGGUAAGAGUCAUCCAUAACAAUACGGCCGGGUGGACAUUCAAGACAAAACCCGAAGACGUUCAGGAGAUGAGUGUUGUCAAGGGGUACGGGUGUUUUGACUGCCCGUCCCUUCUUUAGGCGGCUUUUAUCAUAAGAAUAUAUGUAUGGAUUCACGUGCGAUGGCCUCGGCAUCGUGUACAUGUUGAUGCCAGAGCACAAUGCUAUAUUCUUAUGUAGGUAUAUACCUAGGUAGGUACUAGGGUAAGUAUGUGUUUGCACAAGUCGGUUGGCAUCCAGGGCAACGCACAUGAGAAUCGACGGCUACUAGGUAGGUAAUCCAGAAUCUCGUGCCGGGCUUUGACUCUGGCUGCCGCCGGCAUGCAUCCCUUUCAACCCUGCACCGUGCUCGUGGUCAGGAAGCUCUGCUGUCUUGUCCGCUCGCGCGACGUGAGAAUUCUUAUACUUUAGCACAACCUUCGGAGACAGGGGAAUGCAAGAGAAGAGAAGAAGAAGAGAAGAAGAAGAGAAGAAGAAGAGAAGAAGAAGAGAAGAA